UUCACCAGUCUGGACUGGUUCACUUUGGACAACUUUAUAAAAAAAAACUGUCUGUAACGUUUUUAAACAGAGCCAUACACAAUUUUAUGGUUGGCUUAACAACAGGAGCCGAAUUCUCAGAGAAAUUGUGAAAUGGAGUGAAGUCCCGUGAAACCUCCGUACAUUCGGAUGUCUCGAAACGAGCCACUUUGACUGGAUCAGUUUUAACAACAGGAAAAGGGUCAAAGUGUUCGUGUAGAAAGGAGUUGGCCUUUUUCCAAACAGACCAUUUGAGUUUUACUGCUACAUUUGUUUCUGUUACUAUCGUCAUGUCUGCCGCACCUAUGUUUGUAUGGACAGGUACAUGUGUAUUCAAUCCACUUUGACCGCAAAUUGCACUUGUCCUCCCCUUGUUUCCUCAGCCCUAUUGUUUCAAGUAACCUGAAAGAAAGAUGCCCUCGUUUAGCACGUUAUUGCCCCCAGUAACUCUGAGCAUGUCUCUUUAUCACUGCUUCCCACUGAUAACAAUAGGCAUUACCCUACAUCCAUGUGACCUGUCGGUGUCAGCAGGUAACGCGCUCUACCUACAUAACUUUAGUAUCAUUCAGACACAGUGGGAGAGAGAGCACGUUGGGACUGCUCCGACACUGGCAGAAUGUCCUCUCUUUUUCGGCUGGCAGCGACGGUUCUUUUAGUGGUGGCUUCUUCCGCAAAGGGCGCGAUUGCUCAGAGCAAUACGAACGAGACGAUCGCCAGGGCGUGGGCUGAGGAAUACAACCAAAGAGCGCAGAUUGUGUUUGCAGAAAGCGUGGAAGCGGAUUGGAACUACAGUACUAACAUAACCGACUAUAACAGAGAUGUUGCACACAACGCCUCCAUCAUGUCUGCAGAGUUUGACAGAGAGGCGGCGGCAAAUGCUUCAUUGUUUGCCUGGGAGAAUUUCACCGAUCCUGAUCUUAGGAGGCAAUUCAGAAAAAUCUCCGAUGUCGGCUCUGCAGCACUCCUUCGCAAGGACAAGGCAAAAUACGAGAGGCUCAUAUCGUUGGUCACCAAGAUGGAGACCACUUAUAGCGAGGGCCAAGUAUGUGACAAAAAGGGCACGUGUUUAGAUUUGGAGCCAGGUCUUACCCGAUUAAUGGCCACCUCGAGAGAUUAUUGGGAACUUCUUGAUGCCUGGAAAGGAUGGCGGGAUGCAACUGGACGAAAGAUUCGAAACGAUUACAAGGAAUUUGUUGAUCUCAGUAACGAGGCCGCUGUUGAAAAUGGGUACCGAGACACAGGGGACUACUGGAGAUCCUGGUACGACACUGCCGACUUCCGGGAUCAACUAGAGCAACUGUAUGAGGAGAUGAAACCGCUCUACCUUAACCUACACGCCUAUGUGAAGAAUAAACUGAAGGCAAAAUAUGGAGAGAGCUUGUUUCCACCGAGUGGACACAUUCCAGCUCACUUAUUAGGGAAUAUGUGGGCCCAAAGUUGGAACAAUAUAUUCGACAUCGUGGAGCCUUUUGCUGGGAAACCUAGCGUUGACGUCACCCCUAAGAUGAAGGAACUGAAUUACACGCCCCGUAGAAUGUUCAACAUUUCUGACGAAUUCUUCACUUCGCUGGGUUUGAAAACAAUGCCGCAGGAGUUUUGGGACCAUUCCAUGCUAGAGAAGCCUACGGAUGGACGUAGGGUUGUGUGUCACGCGUCAGCCUGGGAUUUUUACAACCAAAAAGACUUCAGAAUCAAACAGUGCACAGACGUCACGAUGGAGGAACUGAUCACAGUCCACCAUGAAAUGGGCCAUGUGGAGUAUUAUCUCCAAUACAAGGAUCAGCCAGUUGUGUACAGGAGGGGGGCAAAUCCCGGGUUCCACGAGGCUGUUGGUGACGUAUUGGCUCUCUCCGUAUCCACGCCAACACAUUUGAAUCAGAUUGGACUGCUGGACAACGUUACCAAUGACACUGAGAGUGACAUAAACUAUCUAAUGAGCAUUGCCCUGGACAAAAUUGCCUUUAUUCCUUUUGGAUAUUUGAUGGACCAAUGGCGCUGGGGUGUCUUUGAUGGGUCAAUAAAGUUUGAGGAUUAUAACAAAGAGUGGUGGAAGUUACGGUGCAAAUACCAAGGCGUUUCUCCCCCAAUACACAGGAAUGAAAGCGAUUUUGAUCCUGGUGCCAAGUAUCAUAUACCAGCUAAUACGCCAUAUAUAAGAUAUUUUGUGAGUUAUGUCCUACAGUUCCAGUUCCACGAGGCCCUCUGUAACACAGCCAAUCAGACAGGUCCCUUGCACAUGUGUGACAUCUAUCGAUCUACAGAGGCAGGAGCAAAACUUGGUAACAUGUUAAAACUUGGAUCCAGUAAACCAUGGCCAGAUGCACUGGAGCAAGUUACAGGGACCCGUAACAUGUCCGCUAACGCCAUCUUGCUCUACUUCAAGCCUCUAAUUGAUUGGCUAAAGGUCCAGAAUCAAGGUCAGACCAUAACAUGGUCUGAAGAAUGUCCAAUUGAGUAUUACACGACUACUUCUGCUCCUUCAACCACCACCAAAUUCAAGCCAGCAAAUUCAACUGGAAGGUUGCAUAAUAGUUUCUUUAUAGUAGCCUUUAUAUCUGUAUUGACACGUUACAUUGUACAUCAUUCAGACGCAGUGGGAGAGAGAGCACGUUGGGACUGCUCCAACACUGCCAGAAUGUCUUCUGCUUUUCGGCUGGCAGCGACGGUUCUUUUAGUGGUGGCUUCUUCCGCAAAGGGCGCGAUGGCUCAGAAAAAUAUGAACGAGACGAUCGCCAGGGCGUGGGCUCAGGAAUACAACCAAAGAGCGCAGAUUGUGUUUGCAGAAAAGGUGGAAGCGGAAUGGAACUACAGUACUAACAUAACCGACUAUAACAGAGCUGUUGCUCACAACGCCUCCAUCAUUUCUGCAGAGUUUGACAGAGAGGCUGCGGAAAAUGCUUCGUCGUUUGCCUGGGAGAAUUUCACCGAUCCUGAUCUUAGGAGGCAAUUCAGAAAAAUCUCCGAUGUCGGCUCGGCAACACUCCUUCGCAAGGACAAGGCCAAGUACGAGAGGCUCAUAUCGUUAGUCACCAAUAUGGAGACCACUUAUAGCGAGGGCCAAGUAUGUGACAAAAAUGACACAUGUUUAGAUUUGGAGCCAGGUCUUAUCCGAUUAAUGGCUACCUCGAGAGAUUAUUGGGAACUUCUUGAUGCCUGGAAAGGAUGGCGGGAUGCAACUGGACGAAAGAUUCGAAAUGAUUACAGGGAAUUUGUUGAUCUCAGUAACGAGGCCGCUAUUGAAAAUGGGUACCUAGACACUGGUGACUACUGGAGAUCCUGGUACGACACUGCCGACUUCCGAGAUCAACUAGAGCAACUGUAUGAGGAGAUGAAGCCGCUCUAUCUGAACCUACACGCCUAUGUAAAGAAUAAACUGAAGGCAAAAUAUGGAGAGAGCUUGUUUCCACCGAGUGGACACAUUCCAGCUCACUUAUUAGGGAAUAUGUGGGCCCAAAGUUGGAACAAUAUAUUCGACCUCGUGGAGCCUUUUGCUGGGAAACCUAGCGUUGACGUCACCCCUCAGAUGAAGAAACUGAAUUACACGGCCCGUAAAAUGUUCAACAUGUCUGAGGAAUUCUUCACUUCGCUGGGUUUGAAAGCAAUGCCACAGGAGUUUUGGGAUCAUUCCAUGCUAGAGAAGCCUACGGAUGGACGUAAGGUUGUGUGUCACGCGUCAGCUUGGGUUUUUUACAACCAAAAAGACUUCAGAAUCAAACAGUGCACAGACAUCACGAUGGAUGAUCUGAUCACAGUCCACCAUGAGAUGGGACACGUGCAGUAUGAUCUCCAAUGUAAAGAUCAGCCAGUCGUUUACAGGGGGGGAGCAAAUCCCGGGUUCCAAGAGGCUGUUGGUGAAGUAUUGGCCCUCUCAGUCUCCACGCCCACACAUUUGAAAGAGAUCGGCCUGCUGGACAACGUUACCAAUGAUAAUGAGAGUGACAUAAACUAUCUAAUGAGCAUUGCCUUGGACAAAAUUGCCUAUAUCCCAUUUGGAUAUUUGGUGGACCAAUGGCGCUGGAGUGUCUUUGAUGGUUCGACAAAGUUUGAGGAUUAUAACAAAGAGUGGUGGAAGUUACGGUGCAAAUACCAAGGCGUUUCUCCCCCAAUACACAGAAAGGAUGAUGAUUUUGAUCCUGGUGCCAAGUAUCAUGUUCCAGCUAAUUUCCCAUAUAUAAGAUAUUUUGUGAGUAAUGUCCUACAGUUCCAGUUCCACGAGGCCCUGUGUAGCACAGCCAAUCAGACGGGUCCCUUGCACAUGUGCGACAUCUAUCGAUCUUUAGAAGCAGGAACAAAACUUGGUAACAUGUUAAAACUUGGAUCCAGUAAACCAUGGCCAGAGGCACUGGAGCAAGUUACAGGGACCCGUAACAUGUCCGCUAACGCCAUCUUGCUCUACUUCAAGCCUCUAAUUGAUUGGCUAAAGGUCCAGAAUCAAGGUCAGAACAUAACAUGGUCUGAAGAAUGUCCAACUGAGUUUUACACGACUACUUCUGCUCCUUCAACCGCCAAACCAGCAAAUUCAACUGGAAGGUUGCACAAUGGUUUCUUUAUAGUAGCCUUUAUAUCUGUAUUGGCGCUUUACAUUUUAAGGUGAACACUCAAGCAAAGUACUAAUUGGAGUCGAUUAAGACAGUAGAACAACUGACAGGCCAAUUUACAGUUGAAAUCACUGUACUACAUUUUAAGACAGUAACUGAAAUGAACUGAAAAUCAGACUACAAUUUAUCUUUCCAAUUCUUUGUUCUUAGCAUAUUUAGUCAGGAGCCCCAACUUGUGCUUACAUAUUACACUUAUACUGAAUAUAUCUGAAAAAAACUGAAUUGAAAAGGCUUUAGAGACAUUAUAGAUACACUAUCAC
This is a messenger RNA of Lingula anatina, 4876 nucleotides long. Its product is annotated as angiotensin-converting enzyme. Lineage: Eukaryota; Metazoa; Brachiopoda; Lingulata; Lingulida; Lingulidae. Gene Ontology annotation, biological process: proteolysis. Gene Ontology annotation, cellular component: plasma membrane. Gene Ontology annotation, molecular function: peptidyl-dipeptidase activity; metallopeptidase activity. The record is from RefSeq and is a predicted model, not a curated record.